Messenger RNA from Biomphalaria glabrata, 1131 nucleotides. RefSeq lists its product as uncharacterized. Gene Ontology annotation, molecular function: chitin binding. Gene Ontology annotation, cellular component: extracellular region. The transcript has 6 exons. The coding region runs from base 182 to 1009 and encodes 275 amino acids. The record is from RefSeq and is a predicted model, not a curated record. Lineage: Eukaryota; Metazoa; Mollusca; Gastropoda; Planorbidae.
CGUAGAUGUUAUCUCAACUAAGUGAUACACCCUUGAAAAAAAGGGAUUUCUCUUUUCGAAGAUCACAAGUUUAAAUGGUUAUAAAAGAGCUCGCAAUUCGUAGAUUCAUCACUUCUCCCGUUCUGUGACAGAAUCAGACCUUGUUUGUUUCGUUGCUGUCAGUCAAGAGCCAGUCAAGAAAAUGUUUCGUGCAGCCGUCUUCUUCGCCGUAGUGGCCGUAGCCUUCUGUGCUGCUUACAACAAGGUAGACACCAAAGCCUACGCCGCCUCAUCGGCUAAAGACUACAGUGGCAACCAGGCAGGAAGCAACUACAAUGGCAACCAGGCAGGAAGCAACUACAAUGGCUACCAGGCAGGAAGCAACUACAAUGGCUACCAGGCAGGAAGCAACUACAAUGGCAAGGGAGCAAGCAGCUAUAAUGGCUACCAGGCAGGAAGUAACAGCUACAACAGCUACGAUCAAGGAUACAACCCCUGCGGCUAUGGUGACAAUGGUAAACGCCUGGCAAUUCGAGACUUCUGCGCUGGUUACUUUGAGUGCCAGAACGGUGAGGCUCGUUACUACGAUUGUGACGAGUACGAAGGCUUUGACAUCUACAACAAGAAAUGUGUCCCAGACAAAUCUUGCGCUACAGUUUGCCCCAAAGGCACUGGCCCAAGCUACAACAGCAUCUACCAAUUCUAUCUCGGUGGAGAGCUCGAGUACUGCCCCUACGGCACUUACUUCAACGCCAGAAUCUGUACUUGUGACCACAUUCCAGACUUUGAAUACCAGUCCAGCAGCAACCAAUAUAACAACAACGGUAAACAAUAUGAUAACUAUGGUAAACAGUAUGACAACAGCGGCAAACAGUAUGACAACAGCGGUAAACAGUAUGAUAACAGCGGUAAACAAUACCAGGCUGGUUCUUACAACAACGCUCAGUACAAUGGUAACUACGCCAGCCAAUAUCAGGCCCCAAAGAGCGCAGAUUCCUACGCCAAGAAAGCCUACGCCAAGACCUACUAAAGAGUAGAUCCGAAGAACAUGGAAAAAUUGAGAUACAAAAAUAUUCCAGUCAUUGUAUCACUAUCUUUUCAUAAUCAGAGGCAAAUAUUGGGAAAUAAUCAAUAAAAGAAAUUAUGGUUAAA